AGCGAGUGGAGAUAAGACUUCAAGUCACACUUGGACCCGGGACCUACAGCCAUGAAACUGCUCGUCUUCACCCUCUGUGUGGUUUUUGUCGCGGCACAAAAACCACACCCUUGUGAGAGUCCUAAACAAUUCGAGGGAAGAUUUGGCAGAUUUGAUCGAGUGAGGAAGCUCGAGGUAUUUGGAAAAUUUGCGUAUGACGACAUUAACCGACGAUACCGCGAGUUUGAGUUCAUUCAGACCGGAAGUAAGUCGGAAUUUUACGACAAGCUCUUCUUACACAAUGAAGGCUUUGAAUACUCCAUGAAUCUCCGAACGCGAAUCUGCAACAAGACAGCGAUCACGUGGCCAUUCCGACCAUAUGCGGUACCUCCCGACGCCAACUUCCGUGGCACGAGCGUCCUGGGACCCAGCAACCUUGGACGGCAGCAUGUGACCAUCAACAUUUUUGAUGGGAAAACACCAGAAGGAAACAUAUACUACGCAAUAACCACCGGCGAAGAUUGUUAUCCAGUGACAUUCACUUUCUUUGACAAGAAGACAGGAGAGACUGACCGCGAAAACUUCUUCGAUAUUUCUUUGGGGAUUUCUGACCCCGAGGCGUUCAUUCCACCACGUGGCUGUCCCCCGUGAGCCGUUCAAGUCAGCAGACAAAACGACUGACAGUAUUCACCAACCAAGACUGUCGUUACAUGUUCCACACAAUCUGUUUUCAGUUUGCUAAUUGAACUCAAUAAAAAGCGUACAAUGAACUAAAAA
Molecule: messenger RNA, 756 nt
Organism: Gigantopelta aegis
Lineage: Eukaryota; Metazoa; Mollusca; Gastropoda; Neomphalida; Peltospiridae
Product: ependymin-like
Exons: 6
Coding region: 52-630 (192 amino acids)
Biological process (GO): cell-matrix adhesion
Cellular component (GO): lysosome; extracellular region
Molecular function (GO): calcium ion binding
Source: RefSeq, a predicted model, not a curated record